AUGGGAGGCUGUGCGAGCAAACCUAAGGAGUCUGACAUCCCUGAAACCUCUGCCGUGACUGAAAACGUUGUCGUCGAGUCCAAGAACGUCGAAGCCGAGGCCGUCGUAUCUCAGGACAAGGCAGAUGAAGUUGUAGCAGAGAAGAAGGAAGAGUCUGUUGAAGAUGCACAGAAGGAAGCUGAGGCAGCUAAGCCUGUCGAGGCUGAGGCUGAGGCAGCCAAGCCAGCUCCAGAGGUGGUGAAGACCGAAGAAGCUGCCGUCGAAACUGUUGCUGAGACUGAGCCACCAAAGCAAGAGGAGGCUGCAACCACAGCCGCUGAAGAGCCUCUUGUAACCCUUUGA
Molecule: messenger RNA, 342 nt
Organism: Microthlaspi erraticum
Lineage: Eukaryota; Viridiplantae; Streptophyta; Magnoliopsida; Brassicales; Brassicaceae
Source: the annotation of a GenBank genome assembly